AUGUCCAGUGAUUUUCCUAUUGACAUAAAUCAAUCAUUUGAAAAUGUGCAGUCAGUUAAUAGUAAUAGAAGCCUUAGAGGAUUGUUUUUAGUGGGAUUAACUGGUGGUAUUUCCAUUGCGUUGAGCGUAAUUUGUUAUCCAUUCAUAUCUCCAGCUUUGAGGAAAGUAUGUUUACCAUAUGUCCCAGCUACCAACUUACAAAUCCAAAACGUUCUGAAUGUAAUCAAAGGACGAAAAGGGAAAUUAGUGGACUUAGGCAGUGGCGAUGGGAGAAUAGUUAUGAAUACAGCAAAAGCAGGAUUUGAAUCAGUUGGUGUAGAGUUGAAUUUUUGGUUAGUGAUGUAUUCACGUUUGGUAGCCAUGAAAUCUAAAAUUAAACCUUCUCCAAAAUUUAUUCGAACAGAUUUGUGGAAAUAUCACUUAGGACCUUUCACAAAUGUUGUAAUAUUUGGUGUUGAAGAAAUGAUGUUGGAUCUUGAAAAAAAGUUCUCCGAGGAAUUGUCUGAAGGAACAGUAAUAGUUGCUUGUCGCUUUCCGCUCCCAAAUUUGGAACCUUAUUUAGUCAUUGGCACAGGAAUUGACAGAGUUUGGGCUUACAGAAUAUCUAAGACCAAACCAUAAUCCAUCAGAACAUGUUUUUAUAGCCCAGGAACUGAUGGCACCUCAGGACACGUUUGUGAUUGCGCCACACCAGGUCACAAUUUAAAAAUGUGUAAAAGUGAAAAUAAUUAUUUUUAAAAUUGAGGCUUGAUUUAAUGAUUUAUGUUUUAUUCUAAUGACAUAAUAUUCAACAUUUUUUGUGUUAUGUUUUUCUUUGCUAAUUGUUAGUGGUUAUAAAAGUUAACAUUAAGUGGAAGUCAAAUGUGUUGUCUCUGUCUUACAAACAUACAACAGUACAUUUGGUACAACAUAUCAAAAUUGAAUUCAGCAGAACUAGUUUUGUGUUGUUAGGCUUUAAUAUUAAAGCAAAUUAAGCUACCAUAAGACUUAAAGCUAGGUAUAACUAUAUAAGUGGUAUAAUAAUAUUUUCUGCAUGUGUAAGACGUACCUACGUACAUUUUUUAUGAUAUUUUAAUUGUUAUGCAAGUUAUCAGUAUGUAAAAUAUUGCUUUUUAAAAAUACUCAAAACACUGUUAAAAAUUAAAAUAUUGUAAAAAAACAACAUACAAAUAGAGAUUCACUCUAAUAUUAAUGGUAACGAGACAAAAUUGGUUCUUUUGACUCGGAUUUGCUAGGCUCUAUGUUGUAAUUUGCUUUGUGAAGCUGGAGAUAAAUGACAACACGUGUGGGUAUGAAGUCCACUUAAUAACAUAUAGCAAUGAUUAAUGAAGUGUUUGGUAUAAAGAAUUAAAUCUGUUCAUGUACAAAAAUGUUAUUUAACUAAUAAAAAUAAAAAUGCCAACAUUUCAACUGUUCUGAA
Acyrthosiphon pisum (pea aphid) is the source of this 1420-nucleotide messenger RNA. RefSeq names its product CG3337-like. Bases 1 to 621 code for a protein of 206 amino acids. NCBI's taxonomy places the organism in Eukaryota, Metazoa, Arthropoda, Insecta, Hemiptera, Aphididae. Gene Ontology annotation, cellular component: mitochondrion. The transcript is spliced from 5 exons. The record is from RefSeq and is a predicted model, not a curated record. Gene Ontology annotation, molecular function: protein-lysine N-methyltransferase activity. Gene Ontology annotation, biological process: regulation of mitochondrial ATP synthesis coupled proton transport; positive regulation of proton-transporting ATP synthase activity, rotational mechanism; peptidyl-lysine trimethylation.